Molecule: messenger RNA, 918 nt
Organism: Ciona intestinalis (vase tunicate)
Lineage: Eukaryota; Metazoa; Chordata; Ascidiacea; Phlebobranchia; Cionidae
Source: RefSeq, a predicted model, not a curated record
UUUUAGUAAGUUACGCUUUUCGGAAUUUAUACGACUACAUUACAGUAAAAUCAGGUCUCGUUUAUCUAAAAUGUCGUUGGAUUUAGUUAAACAUACUGGUGGUUGCCACUGUGGUGCUGUGAGGUUCGAAGUCAUGGAAACUUCUAUCAUCUAUGCGAUCGAUUGCAACUGCAGUAUUUGCUACAUGAAAAGCAACGCUCACUUCAUUGUUCCUUCCUCAAGCUUCAAACUUUUAAAAGGAAGUGAAAAUCUUACUACAUAUACAUUCAACACACACCAAGCGAAGCACACAUUUUGCAAGAUUUGUGGAGUGCAAAGCUUUUAUACACCAAGAUCUAACACAGAUGGUUACGGAAUUAACCCACGGUGCAUAGACAAAGGAACAAUUCAAAAAAUUAUUUCCGAAAAUUUUGACGGAGACAAAUGGGAAGCUUCAAUGGAAAAAGAGAAAUUAAAAGAUGCUCCUAUUACUGAUAGAUCAAAAUCAAAAAAACUUUAAGUUUUUUUUAUAACGUGUGUUAAAAUCAUAAAAUGUCACAUCAUGUAUUAUCAUAUAAUUUGUUUUAAUACCCUUUUUGCUAUAUUACUUAAUACUUUUACUUUACUGCGAUCCAACCGUGUCUAAUAACGUUAUAAUUAAUAAUUGCUUUGCAUUGUUUACUUAAUACCACAUAAAAAAUAUAUCCAACUCAAUUAUGAAGUAUUCUCAAUGGUGUUUUUAUACCAACUGAUAAUUUUUCUAUUACUCCUGUUUUAACUAUCAUUCUUUUAACCAAAAUAUUUGGUUAAAAGAUAAUUCUAAUUCUAGUUUUAACUUGAUUACUCUACUAGAAUGUAACUUCCUUUAUUUUCCGCUUAAUCGAAAAUUGACAGUUGUUAUAACACAGGUGUUCUGUUUCAUACACCUUGCUCCAGCUU